GUCCUGGUCGAGCGAGAGAUCAACGCCAUGAAGGAGCACUGACGACUCCGAACUCCUAAAGGAGGAAUCAGCUCCUCUAAAGGAGGAAUCAGCUCCUCUGAGGGAGGACACAACUCCUUUAAAGGACUAACGGAGGCUAGAGGAGGCUACUGCUCGUCUAUGGAAGGGUACAGCGGCUCCAAACUCCUGCAGGAGGUAAACUUCCUCUAAAGAAAGGCUAACGGAGGCUGCUGAACACUGCAGCUCCUCCAGACUCCUGCAGGAGGUUUCAGCUCCUCUAAAGGAGGUUUUAGUUCCUCUAAAGGAGGUUUCAGCUCCUCUAAAGGAGGUUUCAGCUCCUCUAAAGGAGGUUUCAGCUCCUCUAAAGGAGGUUUUAGUUCCUCUAAAGGAGGUUUCAGUUCCUCUAAAGGAGGUUUCAGUUCCUCUAAAGGAGGUUUCAGUUCCUCUAAAGGAGGUUUCAGUUCCUCUAAAGGAGGUUUCAGCUCCUCUAAAGGAGGUUUCAGCUCCUCUAAAUAAGGAUAAAAUUCCUCUAAAGGAGUCAGAAGGAGGCUACAGGACACAACGGCUCAUCAGAACUCCUGCAGGAGGUUCAGCCUCCCACAGGAGGAGAAAACCCUUUAAAGGUGUCAGAAGGAGGCCAGGGCAGACUAGAGCUCCUCCAAACUCCUGCAGGAGGAUCAAACUUCUCUGCAGAACUCUGAAGGAGGAGACAAGGAGAUCAUGGCCGAGCCGCUGCUGAAGAGAACGUUCUCUAGACUGAGAGGGAGAGAGAGAACCCGCAGGAAGAACAACAAACCUGACGAUGUGCCAGUAAAGUCUGACUCUGCCCUCCUCAAGCCAUCAUCACCAUCUCUGAUGCCCUUUGACCCCUCCCCUUCCUCCACCAUCUGUAACCACAUCACUGUUGCUAAGAAACAGCAGUGGGCCCGCCAGGCUGCUGGGGCCCCACCCACCUACCUGCCUACAAGCCCUGCCCUCAGACCCCCAGGCUGGGAUCAAACCUUGGCAAUGCCCCCUGAUACAUCUGGUCAGGGGUGGAGUCAGAGGCUGGCACAGGAAAAGUCAGGUCGCUGUGGUGAUCCCACGUGUAUCAGACUGGACGGGGACCUGUCUGACCCCCCUUGUGGUCCUGUCAGCCUGACCCCAGUCCACCAUGAAGCGUUUAAACCAGUAGCAGGUAGUGCUGAGGCUCCACCCCCCUCCUACCUGCAGAGCCUGGAGCGCAGCAGCAGGGCCUGGGUUCUGUCCUCAGGAAAGACCCAGGCUUCAGACGAGGCCUGCGGGCUCCUGGAGGAGAACCCCACCAACAUCUGGUACAACCCCAUACCUGAGGAGGAGGAUGGGGGCGGAGCCAGCUACACCUGUGAGCGGGAGGAGGAUGGCGGCGGAGCCUGCCAGGGUGAGGACAUCUGGAAGAGGAGGGAGGAGGAAGAAGAGGGAGGAGCCGAGAGACAGGGGAGUGACUGUCCACAAGAGGGCGCCAAUCCAAACGUCAGCCACCUGAGUGAUGACAUCACAGUGGAGACACCAGAUUCUAGCCCCGCCUCCCAGAAAAAAGGAAGUGUGUCCAGCAGUGUGAUUGACAGGCUGAGGUCUCCAGGUACAGUUAGGAGACUCUCCCUAAAGAUGAAGAAACUUCCUGAACUGCGCCGUAAACUUAGCCUCCGCUCAUCGUCUCGAUCCAGCAGAAAUGACAACAAAGGGGGAGGAGAUGAGGCGACCAAUAAAAACACAGCAUCAUCAGCCCUGUCCAAUCAGAACGUUAUCAGCAGAUAUCACCUGGACAGCUCCGCGCCUCCAGACAGACCUCUGAGACGAUCAUCAAGAAGAAGAUCUGCAAGUAAAGGAGGUUAUCUGAGCGAUGGAGACUCACCUGAGCUCCUGCCACGGCAACAAGUCCCGCCCAUAACCCAACCUCAGGAAGCCUAUGACGUUAGCUCAUUUAGGCUGUAUGUGGGCUCGGAUCCCCCACGGUGCAGCCAGAGAGUGACAGGCUUACUGACAGUCCACCUGAUGGGACUGGAGGAGAUGAAAUCCAGCAGGUAUGAGGACAGUAAGGACGUCUUCCUCGCCAUCCAGGUCGAUGGAGUGACCAGAGCACGGACCGCCCUCCUGAGCCUACGUGGCCCUGCCCUUCCCUUAAACCACGCCUUUAACCUGGAGCUGGAGAGAGCCCGACAGCUCCGGAUCGUGGUCCUAACACCUGUGAAUCCACAGCCAUCAGGAACUAAACCAGGACCAGACCAGACAGCAGCUUCCCAGACCAGGAACAGAGUCUGUGGUCUGGGUGGAGUCUCCAUCCCCCCGCUGUUUAAAGGGAGUCGAUGUCAGCAGCUCUGUGUGAAGCUAGAGCCUCGAGGCCUGCUCUACAUCAAACUAUCACUGCAGGAGAAAUGGGACACCCAGCCAAGCUCUGACUCCUCAGCUCCAGCUAAUGUGUUUGGGGUUGAACUGCACCACCUGGUGGAAAAAGAAGGAUCUGCAGCCCCGGUGCCUCUGCUGAUCCAGAAAACCGUGGCAGAGAUUGAACACAGAGGACUUAAGGUGGUCGGUCUGUACAGACUGUGUGGCUCAGCAGCGGUGAAGAAGGAGCUCAGGGAUUGGUUUGAGAGGAACAGUGCAGCCGUGUGUCUCAGCGAGGACCUCUACCCUGACAUCAAUGUCAUUACAGGUAUCCUGAAGGACUACCUGCGGGAGCUUCCAUCUCAGCUAAUCACCAGGACUCUGUACCAAGUGGUCAGGGAGGCCAUGAAGGUCCACCCCCCUCCUGUUCUUCCUAACACCCCUGAUCCUGAUCUGUCCCAGAGCACCGUGGAGCUGUUAUCCUGUCUGCCACCUCCUGAGAGGGCAACCCUGUCCCUCCUGCUGGACCAUCUCAGCCUGGUGGCGUCCUUCAGCUCAUCAAAUAGGAUGACUCAUCAGAACCUUGCGGUCUGCUUUGGCCCCGUCCUCCUCACCCCAACCCAGGAGGCCUGGAGAGCAGGAGGUGGAGGGGGAGGGAGGGGAGGUAGAGGAGGAGGGCGAGGCCUGGGUCCUGGGGAGGAGCUGGCCAGUGCGGUGGACUUUAAACGCCACAUUGAGGCUCUGCACUACCUGCUGCAGCUGUGGCCAGUGCCGACUCAUCGACUACCAUCAGACAAAAACAUUGACGCCUCUCCGCCACCCUCCCCAACUCUUACCCAUCAGCCCCUGGGACAGCAGCAGCGGGGGCAUCCUACGCUGCGAUUGGCUGUGCCCCAGGAGGAGGAGGUAGUGGUGUCACGGAGGGGUCGAGGUGGUCCGACCCGGCUGGAGAGUCCACCACCCAUAAACCGGUACGCUGGAGACUGGAGCAUCUGUGGGCGGGAGCUUCUGACGGGACACGACGCCGACUAUGACGAGGUGGCAGGAAGUGAGAGCGACACAGGCAGUGCUGACGAGGAGAAGAAGGAGGCGUGGUCGUCAGGAGCAGGAGGCGGUCUUUAUGUCGAUGACUUCCUGGAUUUUGACGCUCCUUUUAACUGUCGGCUCAGCCUGAAGGACUUUGAUACUCUGAUCCACGACCUGGACCGAGAGCUUGCCAAACACAUCAACAUCUGCCUGUAGAGAGGCGGGAAUACCUCUGAUUGACAGGGUGCUACCAUGGCAACUCAAAUAAAUGACUCACUCAGUGUUAGUUUAAGUCAGGAAGUGACCAUAUUUGGAUGAGCUGGAGAGGCGGGAGGGUCCAGAUGUGGUUCUAACGAUAUCUCCAGAUGUUUGAAGGCCAUCAUGGAGAUGAGCUGUUUGUCUGUGCCAAAAAGAAGACAUAAAACUUUAUUUAUUAGUGUGAUCCAAAGAUGAACUCAUGAAGGAGGAGAAUGGGACUAAUCCUCUGCCUUAAAGGUGGACCAUCUUAAUAAUUAUGACUCUAUGCAGAUGAUGGCGUCCUGUGAAGGUCCAAAGAUAAACUCUAGCUGUGGUUCUGGGGAUCAGGGUUGGCUAUUAUUGCACUGUUGAAAUGUGUGAAGCUUUAACGUGAAGAGCUCAUUGGUCGUCUGGUUCAUCCAACCAGAGCAAAGAUAUGUAAAUAAGUGGAAUAAUAACUUUGAUUACAGCCAUCCUACAGCUCUCAGCGUUAACACAUCAGACCUUCUACAGAUGGGGACGUUUAAUAACUGAUCCUCCUGACCCAGGGCCAGAGAAACCCAGAUUCUGAUGUCAGAGGGCAGACAUGUUUGUGGUUAAAACACCUUUAAUUCUGAAAUACUGUCAUCAGAUGACUGAGAUUCUGUAGAACUAACAUCUUAGUGAUGAAGACCAGUACAUCAGGAUGUUUAAAGAUGAAAUCUCACUUCCUGUUUAGGUCAGAUCAGCUCAGGGGAUGGCCCCGUUAAAAAUAAAGCUGGUACAUCUCUGAGCAUGUGGUUCUGAUGGAUCUCUGAGACGUUCUCUGUUCCUAUGUUUAGACCAAAGAACAUGUCUGAUUCCUCUGAGACGUUCUCUGUUCCUCUGUAUAGACCAAAGAACAUGUCUGAUUCCUCUGAGACGUUCUCUGUUCCUCUGUUUAGACCAAAGAACAUGUCUGAUUCCUCUGAGACGUUCUCUGUUCCUCUGUUUAGACCAAAGAACAUGUCUGAUUCCUCUGAGACGUUCUCUGUUCCUCUGUUUAGACCAAAGAACAUGUCUGAUUCCUCUGAGACGUUCUCUGUUCCUCUGUUUAGACCAAAGAACAUGUCUGAUUCCUCUGAGACGUUCUCUGUUCCUCUGUUUAGACCAAAGAACAUGUCUGAUUCCUCUGAGACGUUCUCUGUUCCUCUGUCCUCCUCUCCUCCAUCUCAGAUGAAGGACAACGGCACGUCUGGAACAUGCUUGAUUGUUGGAGUGACAGAGCUGACAGGGUGUGAACACAGGGCUGACUCAGCGAUUACCCAUCAUGAGCAUGCACCUUUAGCAUGUAGCAUUAGCAUGUACCUUUCGCAUGUAGCAUUAGCAUGUACCUCAACGGAUUACUGCUCCUAUUUCACAUAUCAUGAAGACUAAAGGGGGAGGGGCUAAACAUGUGACUUAACUGGAGCCAGAUCUGAGGUCAGCCAUGUCCUGAGCUACAAUCUGUCCCUCCUUCACCCAGCGGUGACAUCAUGUUUCUGAAAUUAAUAAGAGAAAUAGAAUGGAAUAGAACACAAUAGACUAGACUAGACCAGAACAGAACAGAACAGAAGAGCACAAAAUAGAGUAGAAAAGAAUAGAACAGAACAGAACAGAAUAGAAUAGAAUAGAAUAUUCAGCUUUUUGGAGCCCCCUACAGUCUCUGCAGCCCCCCCCCCCCAAGCUCUGGCCCAUCUACAGCUUUCUGGUGUUCAGUAUUUCCAUGGUACAGACAGUUUUGUUGAUUUUAAAGGAUUAAGGCCAUAUUCAGUGUUCUAAUGUCUCUAAUGUCUCUGUUCUGUUGUUUUGACGUUGUGUUCUCUUACAGUAUUAUUUGUUGUUGUUCUGAUGUUCUCAGUGUUCUCUAACAGUAUUAUUUGUUGCUGCACAUUUUCAUGAAGCACUUGUGUGUGAUUGUACUGUUGAUGUUUCUAUGAUGUAACCAAAGCACAGUCUUAUUACUUUGGCCUUCUAUUAAACUCACUGUUAU
Messenger RNA from Cheilinus undulatus (humphead wrasse), 5596 nucleotides. Its product is annotated as rho GTPase-activating protein SYDE1. Gene Ontology annotation, biological process: signal transduction. The record is from RefSeq and is a predicted model, not a curated record. Bases 721 to 3585 code for a protein of 954 amino acids. Lineage: Eukaryota; Metazoa; Chordata; Actinopteri; Labriformes; Labridae. The transcript has 15 exons.